ACCGUACGACCAUGGACUCCGAUGACGAGGACGUGAAGGGGCUCGUCGACCAGGCUUUGGCUCGGGAGCUUUCUCAGCCUCCAGCGGGCCAAACUCCUGCGAGGAAGAAGAAGAAGAGGAGCAAAAAGAAGAAGGGAACCGCGACAGGUUUUGAGGAAUUCUACGCCGAAGGACCCCUUACGCCUGCUGAACAAGCCGAGGAAGCUGAGCUUUACUCUUAUGAUAAAUCACCACGUGAACGUCUGGAAUUAUGCGUCGAUCGCUAUCGGCAAAAACGCCGUUUCGAUCCUACCCGUACCAAGAUCUUCUCGUCUUACCUCAGUUUCGGGGGUAUCAAAUCACCCAACCCGAACCUGAACCUGAAUAAGCAGAUUGAGGUCGAGAACGCGAAUGAUAUGGAAGAAGCGCAGGAAUUCGCCGGCGCCGACACCCCUGCCCUGGUGGAAGACGACGACGACGACGUCGAAGUGGACUUCACCUACGUCGUCCGCGCCUUCCUCGCCUACCACGUCCCCCGCAAACUCGCCUACAUUUCUACCCAAAACCUCCUCACAGCCUCCGAGCUCGUCCUAAACUUCCUCCGGUACAUCCACGCCCACCGCGCGCUCCCCGAAUACUCCGCUGAUAUCGUGUCAGCCAUUGAGGUUGCGAAGCGUGCGUGCGUUGAGGUACCGAGGAAUAGGAUGUUUGGGACGUCUGCGCCCGGGAGGUGGAAUUUGGGGUGUAGUGCGGUGUUUGGGGGGUAUAGUGAUGGUCUCUGGGUCGACGACGCAGUAGAAAACGGGGGACGGCCUAGUUGGGACAACACUGUACCUUCUGCGAGGUCGCAGCAGGAUACGCUCAAGCUUUCCGAGGCGCGUGAACUCAUCACAAAGGUGCUAGGCCCCGACGCUCUUUCAGCCAAGAAGGUUAAGGAAGAGAUUCUCCUCACCGAGGUCACGUCUAUCAACAAAUCAUCCGACGGCGAUCUUGGCACGCUUAUGUUAAAACCAUGGCACUAUGAGGGCAUGGCACCGCAGGAAACAUCGGUGACGUCCCUGGAAGUAAAACUUGAGAACUCCGCUCUGGAGCACGCCUACAUCGGCAUGCACAUCGACGCAACAUUCCAUCAACUCGACAACGGCAUGUGGUAUUUCGAUCGAGUAACGGGCAUCACACCGAGUUUCUACAUUGAACCAAUCGACGACGACGAUGAAGAUCCUUGGAGUUGAUUUUGAUUGUGAGCAUACACUUGGACUUUGCUGGCAAAGACGAAAAAGAUUGCAGGAUAUUCGUAGUAUAUCUUGAAGGAGGUACAUUAUACGGUAUAAUAUACCCUGUAUGCCCUUGAAGAUACGCUACGAAUAUUCUGUCAUCCAAAAUUCUAGAGGUUGACGGUAUUUGCAACGGGAAGGGCAUGGAUCAGGUCUGAGUGUAUCAUAUCUCAUUGUUACGCUGUAAUGUACAUUCUUUCAUUAUUGAAAACGGUCAAAGCC
This is a messenger RNA of Saitoella complicata NRRL Y-17804, 1475 nucleotides long. RefSeq lists its product as uncharacterized. The record is from RefSeq and is a predicted model, not a curated record. Gene Ontology annotation, biological process: regulatory ncRNA-mediated gene silencing. NCBI's taxonomy places the organism in Eukaryota, Fungi, Ascomycota, Saitoellomycetes, Saitoellales, Saitoellaceae. The transcript has 4 exons. Gene Ontology annotation, cellular component: ARC complex. Bases 12 to 1211 code for a protein of 399 amino acids.